Molecule: messenger RNA, 423 nt
Organism: Guillardia theta CCMP2712
Lineage: Eukaryota; Cryptophyceae; Pyrenomonadales; Geminigeraceae
Exons: 9
Coding region: 1-423 (140 amino acids)
Biological process (GO): retrograde transport, endosome to Golgi
Molecular function (GO): phosphatidylinositol binding
Source: RefSeq, a predicted model, not a curated record
AUGGGAUUCUCAGCCUUCCUUGUAAACUUCAUCGACACCGAGGUCAGGUCAGACCGAGGCUGCGGAGGAUUGAACGCCAAGUACGUAGUCUACGUGCUCAAGAUAGUGAACGGAGAUAGGCAAUGGUUGUGCGAGAAGAGAUACAGCGACUUUGUGCUGCUUGACGACGUGCUGCGGUCGAAGUUCUGGUACAUGCAGGUUCCCAAGUUGCCGCAGAAGAAGUUCUUCUUCAAUUUCGAUGAGGAGUUCAUCAGCAGGAGGCGAAAGGAGCUGGAAGAAUAUUUGAGGUCGCUCCUACAAAGCGAGGAGAUGUGGCAGUUCCUCACGGAUCAGAAGUCCAUCGUCGGAGCACCGCCCGAGCUGCAGGAAGAGAAUGAUCGACACAAGCAGGCGAUGGAGUAUGCUGCAACGGAGGAGCCGUAA